CGAAAGAGUGGUCCUGAUCGUCUCUCCGAAUUCUUACAAGCCAAAGCUUCUUCAUUUGUUCAUCCUUCGGAAAUAUAUGAAAGGAUAAUGCUGGGCAUUUGUAGGCUUUAACUGUACACUGAGGUACACAGCAAAAUCGACUAUCAUUGUUAAUUUUAAGAGCCGGCAUGGUCGAAGAACGCUACGUGCAUCAACAGUAAACAUCAAAACCGGAAGUGGUCUAGAUUUUUUGUGGGGUGAAGGUCAUCUGCAUGCAUAAUUUUCCGAAAUCAUAGUAUAAGUUCGUGGCCAGUCUUUACUGUUAUUCUUAUUUGUGGGAACCUUCGGUCAUAGACACUUAUAAAGAAUGUUUUUGAAGUCGAUACAGAGCUGACUGAUACCGAAAUUGUACCCCAGGUUGAUUAUUGUAUUAGUAUUAUAAAUUUAUUUUCCUUUUAUGACACUCCGUCUGAGAGCAUACUAUUUUGCCUAUCUUCUCGACAUGGUUCCAGUGAUUAUUCUUGUUUGGUUCUGGAUUUUGUCCAGGGUCUGUUGGUGUGUCGUAAGAUGAUUGAAGUAGGUUUUUUAAAGUUCUCUAAUCACAGACUUUUAUGCUAAGGCGGACGUAUAUAAAACAAAUCCGUAACAGUUGGUUUAGAUCGGUGGCGAGAGGCCCAGCAACCGGAAGCGGCAGGGACAGCGCAUUAUGGGACAGUGUUUGACUUCAUCUAUCUGUAAAUAUGUCACUACGAACAAGGAUCCGUGGUUUCACGGCAUGGAUCAAUCUAAAGUUGAUGCCAUACAACCAUCUCAUGAACAAUGUCUUAAUGGACUUGCUUAGUGGCACUAACAUGAAGUACCUUGUGGAAAGUUUCACUGGACGAGAUCUUAAACGACUUGAAAAUAUGGAUGGACUAACACAGCAACAAUGUCAGACUAGAAUUGACUGGGUAUUGGAUGAGCUGAAGCGUUGCAAUAUCCUCCCUUCUGAUGUGUACAUUGAUGCUCGCAUGUUUGCAAUGAGAAAUGCUGAUCAUGUGUUUGAUUUGCUGUGGCGACUUAUUAGUCAUGAUAUAUGGUUUGUUUGGGAACGUUUGGAAUACCUUCAGCAUGAAGAUGGAGACAUUAUCACAAUGGUGCCAUUUCAGUGGACUCCAGACCCUCCACCCAAACAGAAAAAAAAAUCGAAAGCAAAGAAGUCACUUCUCUCAGGGUUUGGAUCAGCAGCAACGGAAAGGGAACAGAGAACUGAUGAUGAACAAGAUGAAGAAUGGAUCAAGUAUCCCAAUGCUGAUUUCAUGAAGGAUUUCAAGAAACAAAAAGCAGACCCAGGAAAUUAUCCUGCACCUGAUAUUUGUAUUUUGGAAAUAGUAAAUACCCAGCUAAAGAAAGUUGCUGAAGGGAAAAAUCUGUACUGCUAUAAUAUUGACGACCUUGUAGACAGUCGCAUCCUAUGUGCUUUAGUUAACUCUUUUGUACCAAAGACAUUUACAUCAGAUCUUCUGCUUAAUGACAGGUGGACAAUCAACCUGGUCUUGAGAACUGCAGAAAAAAUGUUUUAUGCAGACACACCUUUUGACUCUGAAGAUCUUGCAGAGGCAGAUAGUAUGGCAUUGUGUGCUUACUUUGCUUUCUUCUUCAUGGUUGCAUUCAAGUAUCGUCAGUGCAGGAUGGUUGUUGAGAGAAUUGACCAUACUAAACAGCUGAUCAGAGAACUACAGAUUUCCAAUGGUUCUGCUGACAGACAAUGUCAGGAGAGUGAAACCCUGAUGAAGGUCAAGAUAAAGCAUCUUAAAAAAAAAAUUCAAGAGCUCACAGAAAGAUUUGACUUAGAAUUUUGCUGUAAGUGGACGAGGCAUGUGCAGGAAAUGCAGAAGGAAAUGAGAGCUCAUGUUCACAGAACCAUCAGAAACCGUUUUGAUUUUCUAACUGUGCCACGUAACAUCUCCAUCAAUAACCUAUGCUUGUCAUAUGUCAUAAACUUGAGUCUGACAAACGGAUCAGGAUUCAUCCUCACAAAAGGAUGUGAAGUUGUGGGUGAAGGGCGUCGUGUCAUUAUACGUUGCCAAGAAACAGGAGACUUUAUAGAUGAUUUCACCAGCAAAGGCAAACCUUCCAUUCAAAAAGUCCUUGGACUACCUUCAUCUAAUACAGUGGAGAUCAACCCUGCUCAGUAUCCUCAAUAUGAAUUUUAUUUUGAAGCCCCAAGCCGGAACAAGCAGUUGAAGGCUGGCACAGUGUUCUUGUAUCAAGUGUUUCCUGGGAGCACGAUCAACUGGCAACGCCUCCUCAUUAAGUCUGCUCGAGAUAAUGAAUUUGACAAAGUGGACAAGCUUCUAGAGUUUUUCCAAGGUCAUGACUCUCUCAUCAACAGCAAGGAGCCGAAGACUGGCAACACAGCUCUGCACUGGGCAUGCCGUAAUGGUCACUUUGAUUUGGCUUUGCUACUACUUGAAGGUGGAUCUGAUAUCAAUGCCAAGAACAACUUAGGCUGUUCACCUGUUUACAUGGCUAUUGAAGGUCUGCAUCGCCGGAUCUGUCAUCUACUGAUUGAAUGGGGCUGUGACAUGCACUGUCAUAACAGGAAAAAACUCACACCAUUAGAGACUAUCAGGAGUGAGGAAUUUCAACAGUUUCUUGUUAACCUUUAUGACCACUAUUUGGCUAUAGUGCCAAAAAUAAUGAAUGGCAACUAUACAGCUCUUGAAGAGGCCAUUAAAGAUCAUAUUUCUGGGAAACGAACAUUCUGUAGUCUUCACAGUAGAUGCAUCAAUGGAAGUACACUUCUGCAUACUGCCUGUUACUAUGGGCAUCAUGCUGCAAUAAAGGAUUUAUUGAAACUGGGGGUGUUCGUGAGUUUGAGAGAUUACAAAGGGGCUACACCUUUACAUCGUGCAAAAGACUCGGCAACUUUGCAGAUUCUCUUAGAUAACAGUGCAAUGAUAGAUGCAGAAGACUCUGAAGGUAACACUCCACUUCAUGUGAAGUGUUAUGGAGAAACUGGCCAACCUCCAGAGCUGGAGAGCAUUGAGCUGCUGCUCAGUCAUGGAGCCGAUCCAGCAAAACGAAACCAAAGAGCCCUGCUACCCAUCCAUUGCUGUGCUAUGCAGGGCCAAGUAGAGGUGAUGCAGCUAUUUCAAAAGCAUGGUCUCAUGGACAGCAUUGUCACUAUGCUAAAUAAUGAAAGCGGCCGCUCACCUCCUUCUCUUCUGCAUUUGGCCAUUGCAAAUGGCUUUGUUGAGUGUGCUGAAUGGCUUCUAAACAGCGGCUUCCGUUUCAAAGAUAAAGAACCAGACAUUCUUCUUCGCCGAAUUCUGACAGAGCAAGUUAAAAUUAGUGAGAAAGCAGGUGCAGUCAGAUUUCUGAUGGAGAAUGGUGCAGAUCCUAAUCCUGUGUAUCCAGGUGGCAACAGUGCACUACACCAUGCUGCAAGUUUGACAGGCCCUGUAGAUGUUGUGGAAAUUUUACUGUCCUUUGGUGCUGAUGUUGACUUGCUAAAUGAUGAAGGCGAUACAUCAUUGUUUUUUGCUACACAUGCCAAUAACCAGCUGGCAGCUUGUGUUCUCAUUAAUCAUGGUGCUAAUGUCAGGCAGAAAAAUGCCCAAGGUCUCACUGCCUUUGACUACAUAACUGAUUUUGAAGAAUGGAUUGAUUCAGGCUAUUUCUCAGAAGAAAUUAAGGCGAGGCUCAAAGCUUACAGUCUUAAGCAUGCAAGAGAUCUCAUUCAUGCAAUUUCAAGCCGAGUCAAGCCAGCGCCAACCCAUCAACUGCGAGGGAUCCUCUUCAGACAGACCACUGAAUCUUCUGUUGCUUCCACAAAACCUUGGGCUCUCCCUUUCCGUUAGUUUCCAGGCAGUCAAAUAUAGCCUUCCACCCUCUGCGUGCUGUUCUUCCAUUGAUAAAUAAUUGAUCCAUAUUGAACAAGUCUAUAAGACUGUUUAUGGUUUGGACAUGUAUUAAAAGUGUACACAGAAGUUUAACACGUUGGAUAUGUAAUAUCAGGUCAUGUCCUCUUAGGUGAUAGCUGGAGUGAGUAAUCCUUGUUUUAAAGGAACAAAAUGUGUGCAAAAAUUUCACCUUGAAAGUUCCUAAAGUUUGUUACAAAAAAUUUCAGAAAGUUGGCACAUUUGAAAAAAAUUAAUGGUUUCAUAGUAAAUGUGCUUGUGCUAAGUACAGGUAAAUGAUAAAUUUGAGAUUGUUAGAAAUAUCUCUCACCAGAAGUAUGUUAUUUUUUUUUUUUUUGGGGGGGGGGGGUAAAAUUGUAGAGGUGUGUGAGUGUGUAUGGUAAAAGCAUUUAUGUAAAUAAGAGGAAUGACAAUAACGAUGAUAAAAAUAUCAGUAAUGAUGAUCUGCAUUAUGUGAUAUGAAGCUUAUUCCUUUUAUGUUUCCAUGGAAAAAUUAAUGUACAUUAAUUGAAUGAUUAUUUGCAGCAACCCCUUGUAGUGUGGCAUACUAUUUAUAACUUGACUGCUCAGGUCUUAACAUGUUAAGCAGAAAAUUAAUAAUCAUUUUUACUGGCAAAUGAUGUGCAUGUUAUUUACAACUAUUAAUAGUCUGUCAGGAAACAAGUUCUUUAAAACCUUUCAUUAUUUAUAUCAUCUCUAAUGCUUAAAAAUUUAGAUCUUGAACAGCUGUAACCUAUAUCCAGUCUCCAUACACUUGCUAUCUGCAGCCAACUUAUUAUUGUUCACCAACCAUGUCUUUUGUGGCAAUGAAGAUUAUUGUCAGUCAGAGGCCAGUCUCUAAACAAUGCUCCAAGUUUUGGAUUUCAGCUAUAGUAGUAGGUCAUUAUAUUGCCUUGUUUUCUAGAUGCCAUAAUACCAUAGUACUAGAAGCCAGUUUUGUAUAUACUGUUUCUGUUCUGAAAGUUUGCAUCUAGAAAAUGAAAUGGAUGUUAAAUUUGUUUUCAAAUGUUGAUGCAGCUUUAUGUAAUAGUUCAACAAGGCUAACUGAAUAAACUCGUCAAUGAAACAUGAUCAAACAAUUUAUUUAAAACUUUUUUUGCCUUGCAUCUUUUGCACAAAAACAAUAAAAAGCUAAAUUUUCUGCAUGAGCUAAAAAUUUAUGUACUGAUGUGAAAAAUGCUGCAUAUGAACAUAAAAUAUUCAUCAGUUUUCUUUUUCUUGUGCUACAAAACCUACAUAUGCAUUAUACAUCAAAUGGCAGUUUUUGUUUGUUUAGCUAGUAUCGUCCUGAAUGUCCUCACUGUGUAUAUUUUACUUUACCAUGAUUUGAUAAAGGAAACAAUACCAGGAACCCUCUGCUAAAUGUGUCAGAAGGUUUUGCUUUGAACGGAUCCUGAAUAAGCUG
This is a messenger RNA of Pomacea canaliculata, 5289 nucleotides long. RefSeq lists its product as uncharacterized. The transcript has 27 exons. The coding region runs from base 720 to 3824 and encodes 1034 amino acids. The record is from RefSeq and is a predicted model, not a curated record. Lineage: Eukaryota; Metazoa; Mollusca; Gastropoda; Architaenioglossa; Ampullariidae. Gene Ontology annotation, molecular function: protein binding.